Molecule: messenger RNA, 2041 nt
Organism: Poeciliopsis prolifica (blackstripe livebearer)
Lineage: Eukaryota; Metazoa; Chordata; Actinopteri; Cyprinodontiformes; Poeciliidae
Gene: slc66a1
Product: solute carrier family 66 member 1
Exons: 8
Coding region: 220-1161 (313 amino acids)
Source: RefSeq, a predicted model, not a curated record
UCGCGUCUGUUGCAUGCCUGGGUUGACUAUGUUCGGAACUGAGCACGUGGUUCGGGAAACCUUCAAGAAAUCAUUCGUGCUGACAUCAGUGAACUUGGUGCUGAGUCGUCAGUCUGACCGGGUCAGCUGACACCCGAGCAGGACCAAACAAACCCACUAAACAACAAGCGGAUUGUGUUUCACAUUCAGCUUCGGACUCUAAUAACCUUCCAGCAUACUAUGUGGAAAGGCAACGUCUUCACCCAGAGUUUGCCCGGAUGGACAGAUUCAGGAAACUUCACCUCCUUGUGUCCGAACGGCUCCCAGUGGGUUUGGGAAGGCCUGGGGGAAUGCGCCCAGGAUGGGAGGGACAUGGCCAGCGUCUGCCUGGGCCUCCUGUCCAUCGUCUGUUUCAUGGUGUCUUCUAUUCCUCAGUACUAUAGUUCCUGUAAAAAGGGGAAUAUGGACAGUGCACUGUCAGUUUGGUUUCUGCUGUUGUGGUUGGGAGGCGAUUCCUGCAAUCUGAUUGGCUCCUUUCUGGCUGACCAGCUUCCACUUCAGACCUACACAGCGAUUUAUUAUGUCUUGGCUGACCUGCUGAUGCUCGCCAUGUACACGUACUACAAAAUGAGGCACAGAGUGGUGGCUCACAGGAGAACAGUUUUGAACGCUGUGGGCUUUUCCUGCGUUCUGGGCCUCACUGCUGGUCUGGCCCUCCGCCCUGGGCUCGACCCCGAACCUGAAAUGAUCUUCUCUGGGUUCAGGAGCCGCUCUUUGCUCUCAACCGCUGAUGCGAGCGCUAUUAAGCCUUUUACCCCUAAAGAGAUUAUUGGUUUCUCCAUUGGGUCGGUGUCAUCGGUCCUCUACCUCUUCUCUAGGCUGCCACAAAUGCACACAAAUUUUAAGAGGAAGUCGACGGAGGGAGUGUCUUACUUCUUGUUUGCGCUCGUCAUUUUGGGGAACACCACCUACGGCCUGAGUGUCUUACUGAAGAACCCUGAGCAGGGCUGGGGCGAGAAGAGCUACCUGGUCCACCACCUCCCCUGGCUCAUCGGCAGCCUGGGAACGCUCAGCCUGGACCUCAUCAUCUCAGUGCAGUUCUUGAUCUACCGUAAGGCUCCGGUUCAGAAUGUGAACGGGAGCCUGGGAACUGAUGAGACGGCGCCCCUGAUCCCGAGCUGAACCGCCGGACGGAGGAGAAGCUCCAGGAUCUCCGAUCAAGCUCACUCGGUCAACACACGCAAACUGUAACCCGUCAAGUUUUAGUUUUUAUUUAUUGAAUGUUCGUCCUGAUUAAUGUUUACACAUGGGACUUUUUUUAUUGCCGCAAUGGAAGUACCGGUAAAAAUUCUUGUUUUAUCCGCCUUUUAAUGUUUGGGUUUCAGACGCGGAGCUUUGACUCAUAACGUCGAGCAUCCUGUAAAUGUCGAUGGUGUUUGGCAGACUAGGCCAUUCCACAGAUGUUUUCUCUGAAACAUCUACGGUGCUGUAAAGUUUCUGAACCACCACAUCCAACCCUGUCUGUGGUGGUUAAAUGUGCCAGAAUAACUUUGCUCUCUGCUAUUGUCCUUUUUAAGACUUUACCUUGUAGUUACAGCUGCUCCCCCUUAACCUUACGUGUCAGAAAUGUUGCUAGUUGAGCGUGCUGUGGCGGCGUCGGGGAUAGCACCACCCACAUUUGGAAGCCUUGAGUCCUCGGCGCGGCCGUAGCCGGUUCGACUCCCAGACUCGACAAUAUGUGCCGCAUGUCUCCCCUCUUUUCAGACACUAGAGCCUGAGGAAAAGAAAGAAACGUGGAUGGUAGAUCUUUUAUUCAGACCGUUCAUAUUUUCCUCGUAGUUUCAGGUUUUUACUCGAUGUUCCUGCGAAGAUGCAUGACCAGUUUUGAUUGCACUUCUUGAGUUUUAAAACUAUCUCAAAACAAUUUUUGUGUGCCUCUUUAAUUUGCACAUUUUAUUGUCUGAUUUUGCACAUUUUGAUGUGAAAGUUGGUUUUAUAUUGGAAAUGAUAAACAUAUCUAGUCGGUCUGUGUACUGUAAAGAAAUAAACAAAAUGAAGACGA